CAUAAUACAAACAAAAAAGAGAGUGAGCAGGCCCCCCAUAUAUUUUGAAGAGGGUUGAGAGUUGCAUCUCUUUCUCUGGUGGGUGUGUCUUGUGUCUUGGGACCCAACAAUUGAAAUUUGAGAGAAAAUUGAAAGGACAAAGUAAGAGACCACCCAUAUCUUCAUUUUCCUUUUCUACUACCCAUACACCUCCAUGUUCUUCUGCUAGACCUACCAAACCUCUUAAAUCUUCUUAUCAAAUACCUGCAUUUAUUGCUCUCAUUCUCUCCCUCUCUCUACAUAUACCUCCUCUCUGAUCACUAGCUCUACUGCAAACACCCCGUCCUCAAGCAAGCUUCCUCUCUGUAUCCCUAAUAUUCCAUUUGUUUGCAUCCUUCUCUCCUAAUAUGUCAACAAGUACUAGUGCUCAUUGCCUUCUUCUUUUCCUUCUUUGCCUUUCUUUGCAUGCAUGUAAUGCCCGGCGUCUCGGUGCGGUUGAGAAGAAGCCUGAAAACAAACUUCAUCUCGUCAACAAGAGUACUAAAGAAAAGGGUUCUGAUGAUAACAUUCCAGCUGUGGCAAAGGUGAAGUCUUUCUCAUCAAAGGCAGCACCUGAAGUGGCAAAAGAACGAAGCACAGCAGAGACUCACAGUGAUAACAGUAUCAACACUAAGGAGCCCACGCACACGAAAGCCAGUGAUGUAUCAAGAAAAACAAAGAGGUCGGCCUCAGGUGCUGUUGAACAUCAUCCAACAACUGUAGAUGCUGAUGAUGAUAACAAGUCGUCUUUCGAUUCGGUUUCAUGGCGUGUUCCCCACAAGAAACGUGAAGUUCAGAAACAACCAGGGUUCAAUCUGGACUACUCACCCCCAAAGACACACCCUCCUUCUCACAACUGAUAUAUAUAUAUAUAUUGUCAUCAUAUAUAACUACAUGAUCACCAGCUGAUGACCCACCUUUUUUCUUGUU
Molecule: messenger RNA, 948 nt
Organism: Prunus persica (peach)
Lineage: Eukaryota; Viridiplantae; Streptophyta; Magnoliopsida; Rosales; Rosaceae
Exons: 2
Coding region: 387-878 (163 amino acids)
Source: RefSeq, a predicted model, not a curated record